AUGAACGCAGUUAAGAAACCUGAGAUUAGAUCAUCAAUGGCAAUGACGUUUGUGAACAUGCGAGGACGCCUCAACCCACCAUUGCCGGAGACCUCUUUUGGCAACUUUGUUGGGUCGUUUUUGGCCGAGAAAAGCUUUCAUGACGGCGGUGAGAUUGAGUUACGGGGCUUGGCUGGUCAACUAAGACAUGAGUUUAAAGAAUUCUGUGAUGUUAACAUGAAACAAGUUCAAGAUUCCAAAGAUGGAAUAUCGGCAAUCUUGAAUUACUCUAAAAAGAUUAGGGAUGUGUUGGGAAGGGAUGAAACUGAAGUUAUUACAUUUAGUAGUUGGUGUGGAUUCCCAUUGUAUGAGAUUGAUUUUGGAUGUGGAAAGCCAAGGUGGAUUAGUGUUACAAAUACACCAUUCAAGAACGUAAUCAUGAUGAUGGAUACUAAAGAAGGGAAUGGAAUUGAAGUAUGA
This is a messenger RNA of Lactuca virosa, 459 nucleotides long. The record is from the annotation of a GenBank genome assembly. Lineage: Eukaryota; Viridiplantae; Streptophyta; Magnoliopsida; Asterales; Asteraceae.